UGUGAGGACUCCAUCCGAGAGUGUGUGAACAGCCUGCCUGACAGACGCCUCGACAUAUUGGUGAGUAAUGCUGGCAUGGGGAUGAUCGGGCCGCUGGAGUGUCAGAGUGUAAAGGGCAUGCAGGACGUCUUCAACACUAAUUUCUUUGGCUUGGUGCGACUGGUGAAGGAGGUGCUUCCCGACAUGAAGAGACGACAGAGUGGACAUAUUGUGGUGAUGAGCAGUGUCAUGGGAGUUCAGGGACUACUCUUCAAUGACGUCUACGCUGCUUCGAAAUUUGCCGUAGAGGGCUUGUGUGAGAGUCUUGCAGUGCAAGCUAUGAAGUUUAACAUUAAGAUGACUUUGGUAGAGCCGGGGCCGGUACUGACAGAGUUUGAGAGGAAGGUCUACGAGGACGCACAAACCAUGGACUUGUCCGGCACAGACGAAGAGACGGCCAGAAUUUUCCGUGAGAUUUACCUUCCCUACUCAAGAAAGGUGUUUUCCUCACUCAGUCAGAGCCCUGAGGAGGUGGCAGAGCAAACGUUCCAGCUGAUCGUAUCAAAGAAUCCUCCGUUUCGUCACCAGACCAAUCGCCUGUACACGCCCAUGACGGCCAUGAAGCACGCAGACCCUACAGGACGCCUGCCGCUAGACGCCUUCUACAGGAUAAUCUUCCAGCACGACCGUGUGUUUAACGUCAGCCUCGGCUUCAUGCGCUUGCUACAGAGGAGAACGAAGAAGUCUAAAGUGUGAAAGGAGCGAAACAUCAUCCCAGGCAUGACUUUUGAAUUUUAGAUGGAUAGUAGAAUGAAUAUAGAGUCAGGUCUAACUAGAUGGCCACAUAUGUGUGGAAUCUUACAGAUUUUAAUUAUACUUUUAAAUCACAAAUGAGAAGUAAUAAAACCCUUGGAGGCAUGCUGUUAUAGGAACAUAAUCAAUGACGGGGUGGUGUGAUGUGGCCCAUUGUGAAAGUUGAUUAUUUUCCUAUAACAGCAUGUUCCAAUGGGUUUAAUUCCUAUUACUAUUAACUAAGUUCAUUAGAAAAUACUGGAAGGAACGAACAAAAAUAGUAACUGCAGUAGUAAGUGGGCGGGACUGGUCAGAAUUCCUUCAGGAAUGGGCGGAAAUGGGACACCUCCCGUGCACUCCUCCACCCUCGGGGCAGUGAAGUAUACAGGUCUUGAUUUUUUUUUAAUGACAUGAUGAUGCUGACUAUCAGCUGAUGUAAAAGUUAUUAUAGUUCUAUGCUUAACUGACUGGCCAGUUGGUUUGAAAGGUUAUAAAGAGUUUCCUAAAGCUCACUAACCUAAAAACAAGUGUAAAAUAAUGUCAUUGACUGAUAGACGAUUGACAUUUUUUUUUACAGUGAAAGCAUGAUGACUGCAGAUUUAAAUAAUUAUGUUAAAAACAACUUUAAUUGUUGAUUUAUUUCUUUUAUUCACAUUAAUUACAGAUUCUAUAAGCAGUAAAAGUUAUGAAAGAGAGCAGUGCAGAAGUGUGUUUAUGUGAAAGCACACAAUAAAUGACACGUGACAGAAAUGUAGUU
This is a messenger RNA of Pangasianodon hypophthalmus (striped catfish), 1528 nucleotides long. RefSeq names its product retinol dehydrogenase 8. The record is from RefSeq and is a predicted model, not a curated record. NCBI's taxonomy places the organism in Eukaryota, Metazoa, Chordata, Actinopteri, Siluriformes, Pangasiidae. The transcript is spliced from 5 exons. Gene Ontology annotation, molecular function: oxidoreductase activity. The annotation marks the transcript as partial.